AUGGACCCGAGGGACCGGUUUGGUGAACGGAAGACCACUUGCACGGAUCUCCGAAGAAAACGGCCCGAUUUUGGCUUGCGUGAAUGGCCACAGCCUAGGAACAAAAAUCGCUACGAUUCGACAUCUCGAGGCUCAAAGGAAAACACAGAAGCAUUUGACGUGGGUGGAAUUAGCGAGAAUGUGGUUGCAGAUGAAGACCUUCCACUAUUCUCUACAGGGGUGCUCGAUAUUCCUAGCCAAAGGGCACUUGUAGCUGCUAUCUUCGCGAUCAUCCAAACUUACAAAUUAUACGAUCUGAUAUUGCUGAAAACGGGGCUUCCGGUCUCUGGAGUACUUCUUACUAGCUCGCGUUUCAAUUUCAUAGCAAAAUACGUCGUGAUCGAUUCCCUGUUUCUGUACUUUUUACCGAACCUGAAAAUCCCAAAGCUGACGUUCAGACCUUUCACGGUCUUUCUACAGAUCCUAAUUGCAACAGCCGUGACGGUAUUUCUCUCCAACGAACAGAGCUUCCCAUUUUUGACCGUUCUCAUAUCUGCGUGGUCGAAGUUCAACACUAAGCAAUUGAGUUUGACUGGCGGGUCGGUCAACCAACAUAAAGUUGUUGAUCCCACAUCUCACUUUAAAGGUGCUCUCACUAUUAAGAUACUGCCCGAAAAUACUGCUAUGUUGAAUCCCUUCUAUGACUCUUUUUGUUUGAGUAUGAGUGGUGUGAAUGUUGAGGAUCUUCAUAUUCCGCUGCGUAUCAAUUCCACCUCCGAGAUAGAGUUCUUGCAAUUAGAGUAUCGCGACCUGGAGUCAUCUCAAUCGCAGUUGCUGAACUUCACAAAAAAACAGCUUGUUGAAGUGCCUCAGUCACACUCCUUUUUCAGGAAAGAUCGUGCCUCCCACCAUUCAUCAAUUCGUUACUUCGCCGUCCCCGUUGAAAAAACUGGUUUCUACCAAGUAAAGGAAAUCGUAGACUCGAAGAAAUUUAAGUUAAGGCUCUUCAAAUCGCAGGUCAUUGUCCCACACUGCCCCUGGGGUGUAAUUGCCGGUUUGGGGGACUCGAAUAGAUGUAUUGGUGAUACAAGCAAAGUUUCAAUUGAAGCCCAUGGUGUUCCACCUUUAAAACUAGAAUACAGACGCUCGUUGGAUGGCGAAUCGUCUCGUUUUGUGGACACAAACUUGCUUCCGGAGCGUUUUAAGUCUCCACUCACGUCAAAUCAGAAAAUUUUGUCGAGUGAAGCGCUAGCAAAUUUGGAAUGGGCUAAAAGCUAUCCUGUAGCCAUCAGUCUAGAGUCGACUUUGAAAGACGACGGGGCGUAUUCCUAUACUUUGGAAAAAGUCACUGACGGUCUGGGAAAUAAGAUGGACUUUUCGUCAAUGUCACAAGAUUUGCUACAGAAAUACGGCGUCUCAUACAGUUUCGAGGUUCACAAUCUGCCUAAAGCCACUUUAGACUCUAAAUUUGAUCACAAUUCCCCAACAAAGCGGUCGCUUGUUGUUAACUUUGAAAGUGUACGAAACUGGGAACAGGGCUGUCCUUAUAAAGCUGUCCUUAAGGUUUCUAACGAUAAAGAGCAGGUUUCAACUUUGGAGUACGACUUGAACAAAUCAACCACUGAAAUCCUCGUUGAAUCACCGGGUACAUAUAGCUUAGAAUCGGUGAGUUCCAGAUUCUGCUCUGGAAUUGUCAUUGACAAGUCGAGCAUUCUUGUGACUAAGCCUAUUCCACCUAGUUUGAAAGUCAAGUCGACACCCAUCUUGGAUCAGUGUGUUGGACAGGUUGGUCUCAAUUUUGAUCUUACAUUCACCGGAGUACCUCCCUUCUACUACAGAACAAAGAUUUACAAAAUUGAAGGUAAGGAUCGUACACUACACGAUACAAAGAAGUUCACUUCGCAGGGCACAAGAAAUCAAUUUCGUUACAGCCCUACAACUGAGGGAAAUUAUGAAAUUGUUUUUGAUCAAAUUUCCAACGCUUUGUUCACAAAAGCUAUUCAUUUGGCACCAUCAAAUGACUUCACCUUCACCACUUCAAUGAGGGUAAAACCUGAUGCUUCCAUUGCUGCAAAGUAUGCCACCCAACUGUGUUUGAAUAGUCGAAGCAAAAUACCAGUGACUUUCAAAGGUGAGGCACCUUUCACUUUGGAGUACGAUAUUUUGGAGACCUCCACGAACAAAAGAUCUACUUAUUUUCUCAAGGACAUCAAUUCCUACGCAUUUGAGGUUGAAACUCCCAAUUUUGACGUCGGUGGAGACUAUAUUCUAUCACUUGUAUCUGUGAAAGACACAUCUGGCUGUGAGGUUGGUAUAAGCUCCGCAGAUGCUCGUAUCGAAGUCCGUCGAGACAUUCCGUCAGCUGAAUUCAAUUCGUUUGAGCACAACAAUCAGGUGCUCAUGAAAGAGGGUUCGGUAGCAGAACUCCCGAUGAGCCUUUCUGGUAUAGCUCCAUUUACUGUCACUUACCAGCAUGUCAGCAAAGCGGGGCAAGUGAUGGGUACAUUUGAGACGAAAUUUCUUUCGACUUACAAAGCUACCUUGAAAGUGGACAACGAAGGGAUCUAUAAAUUGUUAUCGGUCAAGGAUCGCAGUUGUUCAGGAAAGGUUGGCUCCAAUCAUGAGUUCGAAGUUUCUUUCUUGAGCAAACCCAGCUUCACUGUUGUCGAAAAUAGCAAACUGCAACAGUCUCAAGAUGGUGUAUUAAAGAAAACCUCAGUUUGUGAGAACUACGAAGAAACCGUUGAUUUGGUAUUGAAGGGUUCUCCUCCAUUUGUGGUUUCCUAUGACCUCACGUCCCCAAGCAACCAAAUCACAUCGAAGUCUAUUCAUGUAGCUACAAAAUAUGCCACUAUCAAGCUCCCCAACGAUAGAGCAGGCCGCUACACGCUGACGAUAAAGGGCGUAUCAGACUCGCACUACUCUGAGAAAGAUCUUGUCAAGAUAGGUUUUGUUUCUCCGGACGUGGUCAUCAAGCAAGACGUGAAUCCACAGCCCAGUGUUCUCUUCUCUGAGCCCGGUAAAACGUUCCGCACUUGCUCGGCUGACAUAGAUCACACUGCCGGACUCGAAAAGAUAGGUUUGCAAGUCAAAGCCGGACAGGUGCCUCUUGAGGUCUCUUUCAGUAUCUACCACGAGAGCACCAGUAAAACUGAUCACAUUACGAUCAAAAAUGUUACCAAAAGCGCUUUUGACCAUGCCAAGCUAUUUAAAGGGCUAAACCUCGGCAACCAUAUUGUGACCAUAGGAGAGGUUAUCGAUGCUAAUGGGUGUGCUUCGGAAGAUAAAUCAGGAAGAAAUCACGUCGUCAUAUCCAUUACAGAUGUUCCACGAAUUUCUUUACUUGAGCCAAACAUGGACUUUUGUGUGGGUGACUAUGUGUCCUACCAACUGGGAGGCAUGGCGCCUUUCACGAUAAAGUACGAGUUCAAUGGGGUUUCCCUGAAAUCAAAGGAGCGUACAUCUCAAUUUGUAAGGCUGGCAUCCGAAGCGGGCAAAAUAUCCAUUAGUUCCUUGCAGGACUCUGCUUCGCAAUGUGUGGUAAACUUCAUGAAGCCUGGGAUGGAGCGGCAAUUCGAAGAGCUGUCGCUUGAAGUCCACCCCAUUCCGUCUGUGACAGUUUCUCGUGGUGAUUAUAUUGUGGAAGACAUUCACGAAGGAGAUCAGGCCGAGAUUAUAUUCUCAUUUGAGGGGACUCCUCCAUUCUCUCUAACUUACGUCAGAACCGAAGAAGCAGACGACAAACGUGGAAAGAGAAGACCCCAGAUCGUCGAGACUCAUAAGGUUGAAGACAUCUACGCAUACGAGUACAGAACUUUUACAAGUUUACAAGGCAGAUACGAGGCCGUUGCCAUCUCUGAUGCAUACUGCUCCGCGAAAAACAAUGCAUAUUUCACUUGA
Molecule: messenger RNA, 3879 nt
Organism: Lachancea meyersii CBS 8951
Lineage: Eukaryota; Fungi; Ascomycota; Saccharomycetes; Saccharomycetales; Saccharomycetaceae
Source: the annotation of a GenBank genome assembly